GUCUCAACGGCGUAAGAGUAAUGAAUUUUGCCCAUAGAUUACUUACGUUCUGAUGCCAUUUCUCCCAUUCUUUUGUGUUUUCUUUUCUUUGCUAGUUGACUUGUUGCUUUCAAUUUUUUUUUUUCCUCAAGUUUACUUGAACACCCUUUUUCUCUAUACCUCCUGCUAUUCUUCAACAGUUACCCUAAACAUUUCUCUUUCUCUAUCUACAAAAUGUAUUUUUUUUACUGUUGACAAUUUGGUUCCCUAUCUAGUUUGCUUUGAAUUAAUGUCAAGAUAAAAUGCAGCCAUGGCUAUGACUUCUUUAAUUUUCUUCACCAUUUUCACAUUUGCGGCCCUUCUCACUCUUCUCUUUCCUUCUUAUUGCUUAAAUCAAACGCAGUCCAUAUAUACUCACAGGGGUUUGGAGGUGGAGGAAAAAACAAGACUGGGUUCAAUGCCACCGAGUUGUCACAACAAAUGCAACCAGUGCCACCCAUGCAUGGCGGUGCAAGUGCCUACACUGCCGAGUCACGACAGAGUCCAUCCGGGUCAAAUCACACCAAAGCCACUAGAGUAUUUAGAUCCUUCACCGUCAUUGGCCGGGAACAGGUACUCCAAUUACAAGCCACUUGGAUGGAAGUGCAGAUGUGGUGGCAACCUUUACAACCCUUAAAUAAUGAUUAGCAAAGGAAUUCCGAUUCCAUAACAAAAUUUUCGUGAAAGAAUAUGAAUUAUUAUGAAUUAUUUUAUUUUUCUUGAGAUGUGUGUAAUGUUGUAGGGCCCCUAAGAUUCUUUAUGAAAGAGGACAUUCAAGUGAGGUUCUAUAGCAUUUAGUGUAUGUAUUGAAAUCUACACAGAGUGUACAGAUAUUAUUACAGACUUUAUCAGACUGUUAUUUAAUGCUAUUUUUCUUAAUCUUAAUAUAUUAUAUUUAAUAUU
Molecule: messenger RNA, 921 nt
Organism: Olea europaea var. sylvestris
Lineage: Eukaryota; Viridiplantae; Streptophyta; Magnoliopsida; Lamiales; Oleaceae
Product: EPIDERMAL PATTERNING FACTOR-like protein 1
Exons: 2
Coding region: 290-655 (121 amino acids)
Biological process (GO): stomatal complex development; guard cell differentiation
Source: RefSeq, a predicted model, not a curated record